Molecule: messenger RNA, 2513 nt
Organism: Gekko japonicus
Lineage: Eukaryota; Metazoa; Chordata; Lepidosauria; Squamata; Gekkonidae
Product: cholinesterase-like
Exons: 6
Biological process (GO): acetylcholine catabolic process; choline metabolic process; cell differentiation
Cellular component (GO): plasma membrane
Molecular function (GO): acetylcholinesterase activity
Source: RefSeq, a predicted model, not a curated record
AGGAUGCACGAGAGGGGUGCUGCAAUGACUAGUCUCCUCCUUUGGUUGAGCUUCCUGGUCCUUUCCCUUCUGGAACACAAGUCCUUUGCUGAAGAUGAGACUGUGGUAGUCACCAGCAGUGGCUCUGUCCGGGGAAAGCAUCUCCCAGCUGGCUCAAGAAACGUCACAGCCUAUCUGGGCAUCCCCUAUGCAGAACCCCCUGUGGGGAAAUUGCGUUUCCAGAAGCCUGUUCCCCAUACGCCAUGGAGCCACAUCCUGGAAGCCACCAACUUUGGCAAUUCAUGCCCCCAAGUAGUUAUUUCGGGGACUCCUGAUGCCGCCAUAUUCAAUGCCAACACUCCCCAUUCGGAGGACUGUCUCUUCCUCAAUGUCUGGGUGCCCCAUCCCCGGCCCUCCACACCAGCUGCUGUCCUUGUCUGGAUCUAUGGUGGUGGGUUUUUUUUCGGCACAGCUUCCCUGGUCAUAUAUGACGGGGCAUUCUUAGCUGCGACCGAGAAUGUCGUUGUGGUCUCCAUGAAUUACCGUCUGGGAGCUCUAGGCUUCCUUUCAUUACCCCCAGCUGCCCCAGGAAACGUGGGCCUGUUGGACCAGCAGUUGGCCCUAAGAUGGGUGAGAGGGAAUGCAGCUGCUUUCGGAGGAGACCCUACUCGGAUAACCAUUUUUGGCGAAAGUGCUGGAGGAGUGUCUGUCAACUAUCACCUCCUCUCACCGGGGAGUCAGUCUCUAUUUGACCGUGCUGUGGUGCAGAGUGGAACGGCCAUUGCACCCUGGGCUUGGGUGAGUCCUGAGGAGGCAAAGAGGAAUGCCUUGGGCCUGGCCAAGCUGAUGGGCUGUACAGAAGGUGAGGAAAGGGCCAUAGUGAGUUGCUUGCAGGAAAAGAAAGUGGAAGAAUAUCCAAUACAAACAUUGUUGCUUCAGGAUCGCAAGAGCACUGUGAACUUUCCCACUGUACCAACAACAGAUGGAGAUUUCCUUCCUGAUGACCCACAGAAACUUGUGGAGUCCAGGCGCUUUCAGUCUAAGCCUAUCAUGAUUGGUACCACCUCUGACGAGGGGUCCAUGUUUGUCUUCUAUGCUGCUCCUUUCUUACAUGCACGCAAUGAAUGCCUUUUGACCUGGGAGCAGCUCUUGGAGGGGUUGAAGAUGAAUGUACGCAAUGCCACAGAAGAGUUCAUCCAAUCCAUUGCUCUGAGGUACAGCGAAGCGGAACCCGAGGGCCCAGCACGCUAUCGUUCUGCCUUGUCCCAGGCCUGGGGCGAUUACCUCUUUGUAUGUCCAGCUAACAAAAUUGCCUCAGAGAUGGCAAAGACUGGAAGCCCUGUCUAUGCUUACACUUUCACCCAUCGCAGCAAUGGCUCCAUCUGGCCUGAAUGGAUGGGGUCCAACCAUGGAUCUGAGGUCCCAUACCUUUUUGGAACUCUGACCUUAUUACCGGGAACCAAUGUAACUCACACAGAGGCGGAGUUAGAGCUAAUCCCUCGAGUGAUGCGAUACUGGGCGGAGUUUGCGAGAAGCGGCAAUCCCACCCCAUCAGAUGUCAAUGAGACAAAAUGGCCGCUCUACAACCCUGCAGAGCAGAACUUCUUUCACAUCAGCACAGAGCCACCUCAAGUUAUGAAGCCCUCACCCGCCCAGCACUGCAGUUUAUGGAAGGCACUCUUAUCAAGAAUUCUGUGUGAGUCUUUGAUGGACAGUUGUCAGCCAAACCCAUGCCUCAAUGGUGGAAGCUGCCAGGCAGUGCCCGACACUCCUCUGGAAUUCACCUGUCACUGUCCCCAGGGCUAUGACGGAACCACCUGUGACCUGCACGCUCCUCCGUGUGGGAUCCUCUAUUGCCAUAAUGGAGGGGUCUGCAUUUCCCACCCAUCUGGGCCCCAGUGCCUCUGCUCAGGAGGGUUCUCUGGACCAGACUGCCGCCUGUCUCCGUGCUCUUCUUCCUGCCCCGCUCCCAACACUACCGUUGACUGCCAGCAGGUGGCAGGAGAUGGACGCUGCGACCGAGCCUGCAGCUCCCCGGAGACCCGCUGGGAUGGAGGGGACUGUUCCCUGGGGGUGCUGGACCCCUGGGAAAACUGCCCCAGGCGGGACCUGUGCUGGAUGGCUUUCCGGGACGGACAGUGCCACCGCCACUGCGAUAACGAGGAUUGCCUGUUCGACGGCUACGAUUGCAGCCAGCAGAUGCAGUGCAACCCUCUAUACGAACGAUAUUGCCGGGACCACUUCUCUGACGGACACUGCGAUGGAGGCUGCGACACGGCCCUCUGCGGCUGGGAUGGGGGAGACUGCUGGUCCGCCUCCACGGAGGGUCCAGUUUUGGGCCUGGUUGUCCUGCUACCCCAAGAGGGACUGCGCCAGUUCCUGCGUUCCCUGGCUGUCGCUUUGCGUGGGGCGCUACAGCUUCAACGGGACCUUCAGGGCAGAGAGAGAAUUUACCCCUACACGGGAAAAGAAGAGCUUGGAAGCAGCAGUAAUUGGAUGGGGACUGAGGAGAAAGCUGCUGUGGAGACCAUUGG